Sphaerodactylus townsendi is the source of this 540-nucleotide messenger RNA. RefSeq names its product lymphocyte antigen 6E-like. NCBI's taxonomy places the organism in Eukaryota, Metazoa, Chordata, Lepidosauria, Squamata, Sphaerodactylidae. The record is from RefSeq and is a predicted model, not a curated record. Bases 1 to 459 code for a protein of 152 amino acids. The transcript has 4 exons. Gene Ontology annotation, molecular function: acetylcholine receptor inhibitor activity.
AUGGGGCAGGAUGGAGCAGGCCUUCAAAGAAUCCACGCCCAUUUCUGCCUCUUGCCUGCAACACCCAGAGACUCCCCCGCUGUCUUCCUGCCAGAAUCAACGUGGUAUAUAAACUACGGCUCCCUCAUCCCGAACCAGCAGAUCAACAUGAAGAGGGCGUCGCUUCUGGGUUCCGUGUUGAUCGCCCUCGUGUGCGUCCAUGUAGCUCACGCCUUGGUUUGCUUCACCUGUGAAGAUCAGACCUCCAACUGGAAGUGCCUGAGAAUGUCUCAUUGCCCCGAAGACAAGCAAAGGUGUCUAACUAUCGGGACUGUUUCGGGCAGAGAUGACGAUUCCAAGUUGCUGAUCACCAAGAAGUGUGUGGAGAGCUGCCCGUCGGACCGAGAACCUGCCGACCGAGCGUCCGUUUCUCUGUUUUGCUGCGAAAAGAGUUUCUGCAACAUUGCCUCUCCGAAAUAAAAGCCAGGAACCCAACUUGGAUGGCCUUUGAAGGAAGCCGCCUUGUAGCUGGAGCGCCCUGCUGGGGGUAUCUAACUGCCA